This is a messenger RNA of Bipolaris oryzae ATCC 44560, 1044 nucleotides long. RefSeq lists its product as uncharacterized. The coding region runs from base 1 to 1044 and encodes 347 amino acids. The transcript has 3 exons. Lineage: Eukaryota; Fungi; Ascomycota; Dothideomycetes; Pleosporales; Pleosporaceae. The record is from RefSeq and is a predicted model, not a curated record. Gene Ontology annotation, biological process: ubiquitin-dependent protein catabolic process; positive regulation of protein ubiquitination; metal ion transport. Gene Ontology annotation, cellular component: Golgi apparatus; perinuclear region of cytoplasm; endoplasmic reticulum.
AUGCCCAGCCAGCGCUACGAAAGGGUAGCCGCCCAGGACGAAGACGACUCUCACGCAUCGUCGACAUCGGCUCAGCAGUGGCCCCCGGCCUCGCCACCACCCUCCUUUCACUCGCGCGCAUCAUCCCCCAAUGGAACCUCACGACGCCUCUUAGCACAGGACCCGGCACCCACUGAUGAAGAUCGCACUCUCGCAGAUACGUUUGACUCCGACUCAGACGACGACGACGAUGACAAUGGCGACGAUCGACAGCGCUUGAUGCGGGGAAACCCCCGAAGCGAGGACGAGCCUCCGGCCCCCGGCAUUCAAAGACGGGUCACCGAACUGCCAGUUUUCAACACACAGGCUCCUACCAGUGGCCGCGUCUACGGCGGUGGCAAUGGCGGCGUGUGGGCAAAUCUCAGUGCAAAGCCAACUCGGGGUGAGGAUGCCGAGGAGAAGCCUCCGACAUAUGAACAAGCCGCCGCAGAUGCAACACCGCCAUACUGGGAAACAACCAUCCUUGCCCCCGGCACUUUUGGCGACGAAGUCUUUGUCGAGGGCCUUCCCGUCGGCUCCCUCUUCAGUUUCCUCUGGAAUGCCAUGAUUUCCAUGUCCUUUCAACUCGUCGGUUUCCUGCUUACCUACCUGCUUCACACCACCCACGCUGCAAAGAAUGGUUCCCGUGCUGGUCUUGGCAUCACGCUUGUGCAGUUUGGCUUCGGUUUCCGCUCUGCAGUCCUCAACCCCAGCAACGGCAGCAACGACAACCCAGGCCAAGGCUUCAAUGGCGGCGUCCCAAGCGAUCCAAACUCGCACGACUUUGACCCAGACAAGGUCAGUACCGGCAGCUCUGGCGGUGACUCGACACCUACUUCGAGUGCCAUCACCGGCAGCGAUUGGGUAGCCUAUGGCCUCAUGAUUGUUGGCUGGUUCAUCUUGAUCAAGAGUGUGUCAGACUUCAUUCGUGCCAGGCGGCACGAACAGCUGGUUCUCCAGUCUCCAGAUCGUGGCUUGGGUGUUGCCGUAGUUGCCGAGGGUGAAAGUCCAGAGCGCAGUGUAUAG